GACUUUUAAGCGAUAUCACUAUACGAACUCGUUUGGUGUUUUUUUUUUGGUUUUGUUCAGUGAAUCCUUCUCUCGAUUGACAUGUUCAACGUGCAAUUGACUCUUGCCUGCAGCUUGCUGCUGUUCGCGGCCGUUGCCGUUUCUACGCAUCCCUGCAGCUAUGUCGACUUUAUUCCCGCAACGGAUAGUCCGCAGGUUUAUUACGCCUGUAUGGUCAAGGCCAAUGGAGACUACGCUCUGGCGCCUCUGCGCUGCCAGGAUGGAUAUGUGUUUGACGCUAGCCAGGCACGCUGUGUGAGCGUGCUGCGUGAAGUUGAGGCCGUCGAUGGCGGGGACAUUGAGAACCCGACCGUUCCCCCAGAUAAUCUGGAUGAAAGCACCACAAGUCCGCAGCCAACGAAUGCUCCUUCUGCUGCUCCUCUCACUGACGCCACUGAUGCUCCGACUACUGAACCAACAACCGCUCCAACUACUGCUCCAACAACUGCUCCAACAACUGCUCCAACCACCGCUCCAACCACCGCACCAACUACCGCUCCAACAACAGCUCCAACAACUGAACCAACAACUGCUCCAACAACAGCUCCCACUACCGCCCCCACCACCGCUCCUACAACCGCCCCAACCACCGCUCCUACAACCGCUCCAACAACUGCUCCUACAACUGCUCCUACAACUGCUCCUACAACUGCUCCAACCACCGCUCCAACAACCGCUCCAACAACUGAACCAACAACUGCUCCUACAACCGCUCCUACAACUGCUCCUACAUCUGCUCCGACUACCGCACCAACAACCUCCCCAACCACCGCUCCAACGACAGCUCCCACUACUGCACCAACAACUUCUCCAACAACCGCUCCAACAACAGCUACAACACCGACAGGAACUGCUUCAACUGGCUCUACCGCUUCUACCACGGCAGCACCUACUCAGUCUACAACUAAGAAGGCCAUUUGUGCCACUAAGGGAACCCAGCCAGACGAAACUGAUUGCACCAAAUAUGUGCUGUGCUAUGAGACGGCUGAUAAUGAUGUGUUACCCGUCACACUGGAUUGCCCGACGCCAAUGCAGUUCGAUCCAUGGAGCAGCUACUGUGAUGCUGACUACAACUGUGAGGAUGACUAUUAGAGAGUCGAGGGAUAUAGCCAGAAAUACAUACAUAAUAAAUACAUACCGCUGUACAAAAGAAACCAAUACACAAC
This is a messenger RNA of Drosophila sulfurigaster albostrigata, 1205 nucleotides long. RefSeq lists its product as uncharacterized. The transcript has a single exon. The record is from RefSeq and is a predicted model, not a curated record. NCBI's taxonomy places the organism in Eukaryota, Metazoa, Arthropoda, Insecta, Diptera, Drosophilidae. Gene Ontology annotation, molecular function: chitin binding. Gene Ontology annotation, cellular component: extracellular region. The coding region runs from base 82 to 1131 and encodes 349 amino acids.